AUGACUCGACCGAAGCCGACAAUCGAUUACUCGCUGUAUCUGGUGACAGGUCGCGAGCUGCUACCACAGUGCAAGGACUACUUCGAAUCCCUCGAAGAAUCCUUACAGGGAGGCGUGACUCUCGUGCAGAUCAGAGAGAAAAACACUGAAACUGGGGAGUUCCUCGAGAUCGCCCGUAGGUCCAAGGAAAUAUGCCGAAAGUACAACGUACCUAUCCUCAUUAAUGACCGCAUCGAUAUUGCCCUCGGCAUGGGCGCUGAUGGCGUCCACAUUGGACAGACCGACAUGCCCAUAGCGGUUGCUCGUUCUCUGCUUCCGGAUAAUGCGGUUAUCGGCGUUACUUGCAACACGGUGGAGCAUGUCAAACAAGCGGUCAAGGAUGGUGCUGAUUAUGUCGGCAUUGGGCCGGCAUGGACUACUCAGACCAAGAAGCUGACAAGUCCCGUUGUUGGCGUGAGGGGCCUUGGGGACAUGCUAAAGGCUCUUGAUGGGACGAAUGUCAAGGCAGUCUCGAUCGGUGGAAUCAAGUCGACAAAUGCCUUGCAUUGCUUGCACGGAGCAGUGUCUACGACAGGUCACACGCUCGAUGGAUUGGCGGUGGUGAGUGAUAUCGUGGCGUCACCGGAACCUAAAGUCGCGGCCGAAAAGCUCGCCACCAUCGUACGGGCAUUCAAGUCCAACCCGCCGUCAAGAUUCUCUCUUCCAAGUGGCAUUUAUUCUCCCGAGUAUCUGAAGGACCGCGUCGGGGCAUUGAUAUCCUCCAUCAGAGAACAUGGCCCUUUAAUUCAGCAGAUUACGAACACCGUCGUAACCACCCAGUCUGCAAACGCCACCCUCGCUCUGGGCGCAUCACCGAUCAUGGCCACCGCCCCACAAGAGAUGGAAGACCUGAGCAAGGCCAUCGGCGCGCUGCUCGCCAACUUCGGCACUAUCGCAGAUCUGGACGGGAUGCUUUUGGCAGGCAGGCAUGCGAAUAUAAACCGCAAGCCGAUCGUGUUCGACCCUGUAGGUGUGGGCUCAUCGCGGUACAGGCGAACAUCUGCCGAUACGCUGCUUAAUACAUGGCAAGCCACGGUCAUCAAAGGCAACGCAGGAGAACUCGCUUCGUUGGCGAACUCUCAAGAGGUUCAAUCAAAAGGCGUGGACAGCGUCGGUACAGGCUUUAAAGACCCAGUCAACUUCGUACGCGAUCUCGCCCGGAAAGAGCGCAGCAUAGUCGUCCUGACCGGUGUACAAGACUACGUCUCGAACGGAGAGAUCGUCGUUCGCUUGUCCAACGGCCAUCCUUAUCUGGGCGAGAUCACCGGGUCCGGAUGUAUGGUCGGCACCUGUGUGGCGACCUUCUGCGCGGCAGGGCGGUUAGAUGAGAUCGGCAGCGAGUCGCAAUUGGAGGAUGGGAAACUCGUGCGCGGUGAUAUGCUCGUUGCUGCUGUGGGAGGAGUGCUAGCUCUCACGGUGUCUUCCGAGUAUGCGGCCGCAAGGGAGGACGUCAAAGGCAGCGGGACGUUCUUGCCCGCCCUCAUUGACGAGCUGGGCAAGUUGUCGGCACAGAAAAUCGGGGAGACUGCUAAGAUAGAAGUAUUCCGAGGACUAUAG
This is a messenger RNA of Laetiporus sulphureus 93-53, 1596 nucleotides long. Its product is annotated as Hydroxyethylthiazole kinase. Gene Ontology annotation, molecular function: thiamine-phosphate diphosphorylase activity; magnesium ion binding; hydroxyethylthiazole kinase activity. The transcript is spliced from 11 exons. The coding region runs from base 1 to 1596 and encodes 531 amino acids. NCBI's taxonomy places the organism in Eukaryota, Fungi, Basidiomycota, Agaricomycetes, Polyporales, Laetiporaceae. The record is from RefSeq and is a predicted model, not a curated record. Gene Ontology annotation, cellular component: cytoplasm. Gene Ontology annotation, biological process: thiamine biosynthetic process.